GAUGGAGCAACCUUAGAAGGGGCUUCUUCCCCUUUAAUACUGCCUGUGUAUAGGUAAAUUAACCUCUCCAACGUCCUUACCUAACCCAACCUACCCGUUUACCUAAUUGGGAUUUUAGGUUUGUUCUUUUUUCUUUUUGAAGCAGCAUUGCAGGUAAAUUUGUACUUUUGUCAUACUCAGCUCUGCGUUCUGCGUUCUGCAAUCAAGCUCCAAGCUCCAAGCUUCACCUAUAAUAAGGUCAUCGCUCGAACUUUGCCGCCAUUUGCAACGCCAACCCUAAUUUUAAGAUGAUCAGUUUUAUAUAACUAGCCGCGCAUUUUUCACUCUCUUUUAUCCAUUAAAUUUACCUUGUCCAGGAUGGUUCCUCAGACAUCCGAAAAGACAACGUUUAGUCUCGCAGCAACUCAGCACCAGCACCAGCAUCAUGGUCACAUUCUUUUGAGACGCCCCAACGUCGCUACCGACAUCCGAUCACGAUCACGAUCACGGUUUAAAUUAAUUUCGGCCCUUUCUACCUUACUUUUGCUCGCUUGGUAUAUAAAACUCAACUUUGAGCAAUGUCCUUCCCUUCUAGAUCUCAAACAAGUCACACGGUCGGAACUUGAGCCUCAAGUCUCGCGUGUAAUUCCCGCCGAGGCACAGACUAAGGCGCCGCUGGAGUGUUUUGAAGUCGCUCAACCCGUGCUUACUCCUGGUGGCCCGUCGGGCAACGGGUUGACGCGUAUAGAUAAUGUCUCUCAGGAUAACUCUUGCUCGGUCUUAUUGAUGGAGCAUGUUUUUGCAUUUAGCUAUGGCACACCAUUUGUUGGAACUUAUACGCCGCCGAACUGCUCUUUUAACCGGGUUAUUAUGAACUUUACUGUUGUCUCGCAAGGCCGCCAGUUUGAUCGCUUAGCGUUGAUGUACUUUGGCGACACCGAAGUAUGGCGGACUUCGACUGCAGAACCAACACUACCUCCGGGCAUACGUUGGACAUUUUUGAAAGACAUGACCGAGUACCUUUACUUUUGGAAAUCCUCCCAGAAACUAAUAUUCGACCUGGGCAACUUGGUAGAUGACAAGUACACUGGGUCAUUUAAUGCUACACUAACUGCUACUUUCUUUGUAGCUGACCUCGAGACCGAUAAAGCACGUCCUGCAGACUUAGUUAUCCCCAUCUCUGCGAGGAAAGGCGGUUCUGAUGGAGCAAGUCAUUUCACGCUUCCGGCAGAUGAGGCAACAAAUACUAUCAGUUUCCCUCGGAACGUCAAUCGAGCUGUCUUCAGUGUCUCGGCAAAUGGACAGGCUUCGGAGGAGUUCUGGUGGGGAAAUGUCCCGCAGAGCCAUGUUCUCACAUUUACCCAAACUGUUGGACAACUUCCUGGACUUUCUCCCUUUCGCGAGGUCCAGUUGCUCAUCGAUGGCAAGCUCGCCGGGGCGCAAUGGCCGUUCCCGGUGAUAUUUACGGGCGGAGUGGUGCCUAGUCUGCAUCGGCCCAUCGUUGGCCUGCAGGCUUUUGAUCUAAGAGAGCACCAAAUCGAUAUAACUCCUUGGUUGCCUCUGCUAUGCGACGGCGUCGAUCACACGUUUUCUAUCAAGGUCGCCGGCGUAAAUAAUUCAGAAAAUAGUACCGAUCUUACACUUACAGAAAGAGUCAAUGACAGUUGGUACGUUACGGGUAAAAUAUUCCUAUGGUUGGAUGACGAGGGAUCAGUGACUACUGGUACUGGUCCUUCAGUGGAAAUCUCGGGACCGACCAUUUCGCUUUCAAGCCAAGUCGCGCAGAACGCGACAGGAUUUAACGAAACCCUCGCUUUUAACAUGACAGUUCAGAGAAGUAUUACUAUUAAAUCAGCUAUUAAGUCGAAAAAUCAAAAUGGGGAGAGUACUUGGUCUCAAAGCCUCUCCUACUCGAAUCGAGCUGUGAUGUCGAACUUUGGGACCACCCAAAGUAAUGAUUUUAGCAUUACUGGAACGGAUUCCACGACCGGGCCUGCUACCACUUAUAAAGCUAUUUAUAGUUAUCCGCUAUAUUGUAAUCAAACAUACUUAAGAUCACCCCAGGGUAAUCUAACGAUAGGUGCCCAUCUGAUAGAAGGGUUUGAACUUCAGGUCGAAGGGGAUUCCGUCUUCCCUACAGGCCUUGAGGCUUUUGAAGGCAGCAAUAGUGCUGGAAAGAGUCGGUAUUCCACUUCGCAUAUAAAAACCCAUCGCGACGGUAGCGCGUUCUUCUUCCAGACGGGAGAUGGCAGGAACAGUUCUGGUUACGGCUCGACCAACCAGGUUUUCUACUUCGGUGGCUCCAACCAAAACGCUACGCUGCAAGUUGCGGGUAGUGUUGACGAGCUAUACUUCAGAAAUGUAACAGUGGCGAAUGGAACAGUGGUGUUCGACACGGAGAGGUUGGCAGGAGAAAAGACUCGUGAUUUCAGUCGGGUAUCAGAGCUUCAUAAUUCGGCCGAGGCUUCUUUGACCUUGUUUGCUUAUGUCCCUGGUAAGAUACUAGGAUGGAGGACUUUCACGGAAAAAGAGACGGAUAGUCACAGAAUACUUAGCGGGCCUUCUAGACAAGUGAAGAUUGCUUGAAAGGUCCCUAAGCUUUACUACGAGAGAAGGUCUGUUAUAAGGUAACUAAUCAUAAUAAAUACUAGAGAAUAGUCUUAAUUACUAAUUAUAGGUAAAAAUGCGUAUGUUAAUGAUUAUACUUGGCUGUUAAGUUGUGGUCUAUGCCAUGAGCUAUGAUUGAUUCCUCCAUUCCCUUCCUGAUACUCGGUGUUCCCCGGAGUUUCUCAACAACCUUUAAUAUCUUAGUGUUUUCGAUAUCCCCUUAACUAUUAGAAUAAUUCCGAAUCAUUGAUCAU
Molecule: messenger RNA, 2840 nt
Organism: Daldinia caldariorum
Lineage: Eukaryota; Fungi; Ascomycota; Sordariomycetes; Xylariales; Hypoxylaceae
Product: peptide-N4-(N-acetyl-beta-glucosaminyl)asparagine amidase A
Exons: 2
Coding region: 358-2565 (735 amino acids)
Source: RefSeq, a predicted model, not a curated record